Messenger RNA from Populus trichocarpa (black cottonwood), 1723 nucleotides. RefSeq names its product NAC domain-containing protein 87. Gene Ontology annotation, biological process: regulation of DNA-templated transcription. The record is from RefSeq and is a predicted model, not a curated record. Gene Ontology annotation, molecular function: DNA binding. NCBI's taxonomy places the organism in Eukaryota, Viridiplantae, Streptophyta, Magnoliopsida, Malpighiales, Salicaceae. The coding region runs from base 214 to 1383 and encodes 389 amino acids. The transcript is spliced from 3 exons.
UCUUCAAGACCUUUGCUCUACUUUCUUAACUGCUCUCUUUCUCUUCAAAUUUCUUUUCAAGAAAAAGAAUACUAGAAAUCCUCCCCCUCUCUUGCCUGCUAGCUAGCUACCUGAUCUUUCUUUUUCUAGUCUGUUUUUUGUGUCUUGUGUGUUUAUUUAUCCAUAUAGUUUCUUUGGAAGAAGUAAGUUUUUAGUCAGUGUUGAGCUAUUGAUAUGGAAGAAGCUGUUGUGGUUAACAAAGGAGAUGAUCAGAUUCAUCUGCCAGCGGGUUUUCGGUUCCAUCCAACAGAUGAAGAGAUCAUAAGUCAUUACCUUACAGAGAAGGUGAUGAAAAGUGGUUUCUGUGCAAUUGCUAUUGGUGAAGUUGAUCUCAAUAAGUGUGAACCAUGGGAUCUGCCGAAGAAAGCAAAGAUGGGAGAGAAUGAAUGGUAUUUCUUUUGCCAAAGAGAUAGGAAAUAUCCAACUGGUAUGAGAACUAACCGUGCGACUGAAUCUGGGUACUGGAAGGCUACAGGAAAAGAUAAGGAAAUUCACAAGGAAAAGAAUUGCCUUGUUGGAAUGAAGAAGACCCUUGUUUUCUACAGAGGGAGAGCUCCUAAAGGAGAGAAAACCAAUUGGGUUAUGCAUGAAUAUAGGCUUGAAGGCAAAUUCUCCUACUACAGCCUCCCCAAAGUAGCAAGGGAUGAAUGGGUUGUUUGUAGGAUUUUCCAUAAGAGCACAGGCAUGAAGAAAACUUCAAUUCAUGAUCUCCUAAGAAUGAACUCUUUGGGAGAUGAUUUCUUGGAUUGCUCCUCACUCCCACCUCUCAUGGACCCCCCUAAUUACACUAGCAGCUUCAGCGAUGCCGAUAACAAUGAGUUCAAGGCAAUGAUGACUUCAAGAUCCUCAGAUGGAAAUUGCUUCUCCAAUACUAGCAUGCUCAACAACAAUCAAGGCUUUGUUCAACCUCCAAAUACCAACUACCAAACACCAAACUCAAGUUUUCACCUUCAAACUCCAGCUUCAAACCCUCUUUACACCUUUCAAACCAAUCCCAAUAUGCCUGUUUACUUGCAGCAAGGAAAAAGUACCAAUUCAUUUCCAAACUUUCAAAACUCUACGUUUGGUAACAAUGGCCAAACCCUUCUGAGAGCAUUAGCUGCAGGAAAUAAUUAUGGAGAAGCAUCUGAUCAAUUGGGGAAACAGUGCAAGGUUGAACAGUUCUCAUCUAACCAAUCUAUGGUCAGCCUUUCACAGGACACUGGACUUAGCACAGACGUGAACACCACAACUGAGAUAUCCUCCGUCGUAUCGAAGCAAGAAAUAGGAAGCCACAAUGAGUUUUACGAAAGUCUUGAGGAUCCAUUAGCUGGUCCCAUUGCAGAUUACAUGUGGGAUUACUGAAGAUUAUAGAGAAUAUAUAUGUUCGCUUUGUUUAUUUGUUCUAUAGAUUCUUAGGAUAUAUAUAUAUGUAACCAGAAAAAAACAGAAGAAAAACCUCAGGAUACAUAAAUUUGCAACAGUUUUCUCUCCACUAGUUACGUAUCUUGAUUAGAGCUUGAAAAGUUUUCUUUGGAUUGAUAUAAAUACUUUGUAUAGAUUAAUUAGUUCAUGGUGUCCAUCCUUUUACGGAUUUCAUUUUUAUUUGAUUGGUAGACACCAAAGGAAUGAUGCCAUGAAUAUAUAUAAAAGCUUCAUGUACAUCUUUAUAUUAGUGCAUUAAUAUUCUUUCGGGUUUUCUUUA